UUUAGUAAUUGUAAAUAAUGUUUCUAUCUUAAUAUAUUUUUUAGGCUGCUCAGAUACUGAAAGUUAAAGUUAAACAUGUUAAAUUUGAUCCCCUUACAACAAAAGUUGAUCUCAAGGCAAUGAAAAGUGCUGUGGAUCAAAACACAUGUAUGAUUGUAGGGUCAGCUCCUGCAUUCCCUCAUGGAAGCAUUGAUCCAAUUGAAGAAAUUGCUAAGUUGGGUCUUAAGAAAAAAAUCCCUGUUCAUGUGGAUGCUUGCUUAGGUGGCUUCUUAUUGCCGUUUAUGGAAAGAGCUGGUUUCAUAGUUCCUCCAUUUGAUUUUUCUUUACGUGGUGUUACUAGCAUUUCUGUUGAUACUCAUAAGUAUGCAUUUGCACCAAAAGGUUCAUCUAUAAUUUUGUACAGAGAUAAAAUAUAUCGUCAUUAUCAAUUUUCCGUGCAACCAAAUUGGCCUGGUGGUAUAUAUGGGACACCAAACCUCUCAGGUAGUCGAUCUGGUGGAGUAAUUGCAACAUGCUGGGCUUCUUUAUUAUAUCAUGGAGAAGAUAAUUAUAUUAAAUCUACACAGAAAAUUAUUUCUGUUACAAAGUAUAUUGAAAAUGGUUUGAAGAAGAUUAAUCACAUAUUUGUUUAUGGUUGUCCUGAAGUGAGCGUCAUAGCCGUAGGAUCAAAAUCAUUUGACAUUUAUCACUUAAGUAGUGCACUUACUGAAAGAGGUUGGAAUCUCAACAUACUUCAGUUCCCAGCAGGUUUUCAUAUUUGCAUAACUAUGCAACAUACUUAUGAAGGAAUUGCUGAUAAAUUCCUAACAGAUGUUGAACAGUGCACAGCAGAAAUAAUGAAAAAUCCAAGUUUACCUACCUCUGGAACUGCUGCUAUUUAUGGAAUGGCUCAACAAAUUCCUGACAGAUCUCUUGUGUCCGAGUUGGUGUGGACAUAUUUGGAUGCAUGCUAUAGCAUUAAAAAUCCAAUUAAAAAUCCAAAAGUUGAAAAUGGCAUAGUCAAGUGAAAAAAGUUUAGUAAAAAUGAAUUUUGUGUGACAGAAUUAUUUUGUGAAGAAUUUAUUGUAUUUGUAGCUUAUAUAUGUAUGAAAUAUAAUAAUUUUUUAUUGUGACAUAAUAUACAAGAAGUUUUAUGUAUAUUUUAUUGUGAUACAAGUAUAAGUUUUUAUGUAUUAAAUAAUAACAAAUUUUUAAGUAAAUUCAAAUGAACUUUUGUUUACAGGGCAAACUCUCCA
Messenger RNA from Stegodyphus dumicola, 1235 nucleotides. RefSeq names its product Sphingosine-1-phosphate lyase (gene Sply). Gene Ontology annotation, cellular component: endoplasmic reticulum. The record is from RefSeq and is a predicted model, not a curated record. NCBI's taxonomy places the organism in Eukaryota, Metazoa, Arthropoda, Arachnida, Araneae, Eresidae. Gene Ontology annotation, biological process: sphingolipid catabolic process; carboxylic acid metabolic process. Gene Ontology annotation, molecular function: pyridoxal phosphate binding; sphinganine-1-phosphate aldolase activity.